AUGAAAAAAGUCCUCGAUUUGCAGCGUUCACUUUUGCUUCUGACAAAUUGCAAUGGCAACACUGCACUACAUAUUGCAGCAAGAUUAGGGCAUUUGGACAUGACAGAGCUGUUAAUAACUACUUGUGCAAAAGAACAAGAAGCUGCAGAGAAAUUCUUGCUACUAAGAAAGAGAAAUUUGGAGGAAAAUACCGCACUGCAUGAGGCUAUAAGAAAUAAUUAUUAUGACAUUGUGAAGUUACUAAUUUGGGAAGACCCAGAGUUGGUUUCGUUUACAAAUAAUGCAGGGGAAUACCCUCUCUUUUUAGCAGUGGAUCAAGGAUUUUUCAAAAUUGCUCAUUACAUUAUAGAUACCGUUCCAAAAUGCUUCUAUGGGGGAAGGAACAACAUGAAUGUCUCGCAUGCAGCUGUCAUUCGCUACCAAACUAAUUUCCUGCGCAAGAUAUUUGACAAAUUUCCAAAAGCAAUUCUGGAAUCUGAUAAAAAUGGCUGGACUCCUCUUCAUUAUGCUGCAUAUUUUGGCAAUACAGAAGUUGUCAAAAUGUUUUUGGAAAAUAAUAUUUCCCUUGCUUACAAAAUAGACAAAGAAGGCAUAUCUGCCCUUCACAUUUCAGCAAUGAGAGGAAGUGGUGGUGUAAUGAGAGCACUCAUUAUAAAAUGUCCAAAUACUUGUGAAUUGUUGGACAACAAAGGUAGGACAGCUCUUCAUCUUGCCGUGGAACAUGGAAAGAAAAAUGCAGUCAAAUUAUUGCUCCAGACAUUAACAUUUCAGGAUCACAUAAAUGAGCAAGAUAAAGAAGGCAACACGCCUUUACAUGUAGCUGCCAUCAAUGACCGUUUUAAAAUAUCAUUGAUGCUUACAGAUGACAGGAGAGUUGAAAAACUGGCUGUCAACAAGGAGGGGAUGAGCGCUGCUGAUAUUAUUGAAUCACGGAGGAAGCUUUCAUGGUCUGAAAAUAAAGCAUUCUUGUCAAACUGGCUCAGUGGCGAACGUCAACUGACUAAUAGUUUGGAACGAGUGGUUGGCAGUCACAUACAGGCUACGAAAAGGGAGCCUGUAGUGUCAAAAAUGGGUGAAGACAAUAACACAGAAGACCCAGAAACUGAUCUAGAUAUUAGAAGUAUGUCCAAUUUCCAAAUAACGGCAAUCACAAUCAUUACAACUAUCACCUUCGCAGCAGGUUUGCAAUUGCCUGGUGGAUUCGACACAAAUGGCAAGGCAGUUCUAAGAGACAACGACGACUUUAAGGAAUUUCUGGAGUAUGUUUCGGCGGCCUUUGUUACCUCAGCUUCCGCAAUGUUUAUCCACUUCUGUAUGGCUUUAUUUCCGAAAUAUCACAGCAUCGAGUACGCAACAGUGCUGUUAUUAUCGAUUUUAAUUGAAAUGUCCAUUCUCUUCAUGGUCUUUGCCUUUGGUUCCGGCAUAUCAGCAGUCUUGGAUGAAAACUCAACUAUUUCUGAAUCGGCUUCGAAUUCCUUUCAUAUACCCGUCGUUCCGUUUCUUUAUUUUCUGAUAUCCCGCAUGGGUUUCCCGUACAUCCCUCGAGCCAGAAAACUACUGGGGUACAUGUGAUCUGAUCUCAGUAUUUG
Messenger RNA from Quercus robur (English oak), 1589 nucleotides. RefSeq names its product ankyrin repeat-containing protein At5g02620-like. The coding region runs from base 1 to 1572 and encodes 523 amino acids. NCBI's taxonomy places the organism in Eukaryota, Viridiplantae, Streptophyta, Magnoliopsida, Fagales, Fagaceae. Gene Ontology annotation, cellular component: plasma membrane. Gene Ontology annotation, molecular function: protein phosphatase regulator activity; protein phosphatase 1 binding. The record is from RefSeq and is a predicted model, not a curated record. The transcript has 3 exons.